This is a messenger RNA of Elephantulus edwardii (Cape elephant shrew), 834 nucleotides long. It is a transcript of the gene PDX1, whose product is annotated as pancreatic and duodenal homeobox 1. The record is from RefSeq and is a predicted model, not a curated record. NCBI's taxonomy places the organism in Eukaryota, Metazoa, Chordata, Mammalia, Macroscelidea, Macroscelididae. Gene Ontology annotation, biological process: type B pancreatic cell differentiation; regulation of transcription by RNA polymerase II. Bases 1 to 834 code for a protein of 277 amino acids. The transcript is spliced from 2 exons. Gene Ontology annotation, molecular function: DNA-binding transcription factor activity, RNA polymerase II-specific; RNA polymerase II cis-regulatory region sequence-specific DNA binding. Gene Ontology annotation, cellular component: nucleus.
AUGAAUGGAGAUGAGCAGUACUACGGGGCGCCCCCGCUGUACAAGGACCCGUGCUCGUUCCAGCGCGGCCCUGCGCCCGAGUUCCGCGCCAGCCCGCCCGCGUGUCUCUACAUGGGCCGCCAGCCGCCGCCGCCGCCGUUCGCGGGUGCCCUGGGCGCGCUGGAGCAGGGCAGCCCCCCCGACAUCUCCCCGUACGAGGUGCCCCCGCUCACCGACGCCUCGGCCACCGCGCUGCUGCACCACCACCUCCCCGCGCCGCUCGCACUCGCGCAGCCGCCCGCCGGGCCCUUCGCCGACAGCGCGGAACCGGGCGCCCUGGAGGAACCCGGGCGCGGCCAGCUGCCCUUCCCAUGGAUGAAGUCCACCAAGGCCCACGCGUGGAAAGGCCAGUGGGCAGGCGGCGCCUACACUGCGGAGCCGGAGGAGAACAAGCGGACACGCACGGCCUACACGCGCGCGCAGCUGCUGGAGCUGGAGAAGGAGUUUCUGUUCAACAAGUACAUCUCCCGGCCACGCCGGGUGGAGCUGGCGGUCAUGCUUAACUUGACCGAGAGGCACAUUAAGAUCUGGUUCCAAAACCGCCGCAUGAAGUGGAAGAAGGAGGAGGAUAAGAAACGUGGCGGCGGGCUGGCGGCGGGGGGCUCCGGGGGCGCGGAGCCCGAGCAGGACUGCGCGGUGACCUCGGGCGAGGAGCUGCUGGCGCUGCCACCUCCUGGGAGUGCUGUGCCACCCGCUGUUCCCGCCGCGGCCCGAGAAAGCCACAUUCAGCCCGGCCUCAGCGGGUCGCCACAGCCCCCCAGCAUCGUGCCCCGGCGGCCACAGGACCCCCGGUGA